AUGGAGUUCUGUCCAACGUGUGGGAACUUGCUGCGUUACGGUAAUUCACAGUUCUUCUGCUCGACAUGUCCUUACAUUGCCCGCAUCGAGAGACAGGUAGAGAUAAAGAAGAAGCAAUUGCUGGUUAAGAAAUCCAUUGACCCGCGCCAUGCCCAAGAUGCGGGCACGACAAGGCGUACUUCAAAACAAUGCAGAUUCGUUCAGCGGAUGAGCCAGAAUCGAGAUUUUAUAGAUGUGUCAAGUGCGAGCAAACUUGGCGCGAGGAAUGAUCUACGGCUUUGA
Messenger RNA from Eruca vesicaria subsp. sativa (arugula), 282 nucleotides. NCBI's taxonomy places the organism in Eukaryota, Viridiplantae, Streptophyta, Magnoliopsida, Brassicales, Brassicaceae. The record is from the annotation of a GenBank genome assembly.